This is a messenger RNA of Culicoides brevitarsis, 1475 nucleotides long. It is a transcript of the gene Coq6, whose product is annotated as ubiquinone biosynthesis monooxygenase COQ6, mitochondrial. Gene Ontology annotation, cellular component: mitochondrion. The transcript has 2 exons. Gene Ontology annotation, biological process: ubiquinone biosynthetic process. Bases 61 to 1416 code for a protein of 451 amino acids. NCBI's taxonomy places the organism in Eukaryota, Metazoa, Arthropoda, Insecta, Diptera, Ceratopogonidae. The record is from RefSeq and is a predicted model, not a curated record. Gene Ontology annotation, molecular function: 2-octaprenyl-6-methoxyphenol hydroxylase activity; FAD binding.
AUACCCGGAACAACUAAAAAUUUAAAUUAAGAAAUUCUAAAAUUUUUGUUAAAUUAAAAGAUGAUUCGCACCAAACAACUUCUCAAACUCGCAAACAGACGAAAUUUCAUCCAAAUCUCUUAUUUUUGCUCAAAAUCUUCAAACAGCAGUUCCGAUUAUGAUAUAAUUAUUUCCGGGGGUGGCUUAGUCGGCACAACUCUCGCUUGUUCCCUUGCAAAAAGCGAAAGAUUAUGCGACAAAAGUAUUUUACUGCUCGAAGGAGCUCCUGUUUUCAAAAGAACCAACAUUGAAGGUUACAGUAACAGAGUUUCCGCAUUGAGUCCCGGCACAAUCGACUUAAUGAAAGCAAUAAAUGCCUGGGAUCACAUUUCAGCGACACGUUUCAAGGCUGUUGGUCACAUGCAGAUAUGGGAUGCCGCCUCUGAUGCUCACAUUUCCUUCCGAGGAGACCCAAAUAAACCCCUCGCUUACAUAGUUGAGAACGAUUUAGUGUUGGAUGCGGUUUAUAAUCAACUAAAAGAUGUAAAAAACGUGAAAAUUUUGAAUAAUUCGCGUGUUGAAAAAGUAAAUCUCGUGCCAAAACCUUCCGUUUCACUAAAAAGUGGCGAAACGUAUUCGGCGGAUUUGUUAAUAGGCGCCGACGGAUAUAAUUCGCUUGUUAGAAAAGCCAUUGGCGGUUCCGAUAUUUCAUUAUCUUACGAACAAAUGGGUGUCGUUGCAACAAUCGAGCUGUCAGAAGCAAACGACAAUAUUACGGCAUGGCAACGUUUCAUCCCAACUGGUCCAGUAGCUCUUUUGCCCUUAAACGAGUCUCUAAGUUCGCUCGUUUGGACAACAACGAAGGAUCAUGCAAAGAAAUUACUUCAAAUGGAUGCCACGGAGUUCAUUGAUGCCUUGAACGAAGCUUUUUACAAAGAAUACAAAAAGGAUAGACUCGUCACGGGAGCGAUGGAUACUUUUAAAUCGAUUUUUGGCAACAAUAUGGGCGAAGGACCGCAAUUUCCGCCGAAAAUUGUCGGAGUUGUGGAUAAAUCGAGAGCUGCUUUUCCCUUAGGGUUCAGUCAUAACUCGACUUAUGUGAUGCAAGGUGCGGCAAUUGUUGGCGAUGCGGCACAUAGAAUUCAUCCGAUGGCGGGGCAAGGCGUAAAUUUGGGUUUUGGUGACGUAAAAUGCUUGACGGAAGUACUUUCGGAGGCUUCGUAUCGUGGAGCGGAUUUGGGAGAUGUCACGCAUCUCGUGCAGUACGAGAAAGAAAGACUUUUGCAGAAUUUGCCGAUCAUGUUUGGAGUUCAUGGACUGCAGAGACUUUAUAAUACGGAUAAUCCGCUGGUUGUUGCCUUACGCAGUAUUGGACUGAAACUUACACAUGGGACACCCCAAAUUAAGGAUUUGUUUAUGAGUCGCGCAAUGUCUUAAAAAAUUAAUAAAUUUCUGUAAAAAAAAUUAAAAAAAUAAUUAAAAAAUAAAAAAAAAAU